This is a messenger RNA of Lontra canadensis (Northern American river otter), 1160 nucleotides long. RefSeq names its product Rieske Fe-S domain containing (gene RFESD). The record is from RefSeq and is a predicted model, not a curated record. NCBI's taxonomy places the organism in Eukaryota, Metazoa, Chordata, Mammalia, Carnivora, Mustelidae. Gene Ontology annotation, molecular function: 2 iron, 2 sulfur cluster binding.
AUGCCACCUACGUUUUGUCAGCACACUUACGACUAUCAGUGCGGAGGUCGCAGCGGAACACGGUUCACGGGGUGGGGAGAGUGGAGGUCAUACGCCUGAGUCUCCGGGGCCGGGCGCUCUCGGGUCACGUGGGCGACCUCGCUCCGCCCCGCGGAGGCUCAGCACGGUGCUCAGAACCCUGGCAGGCGCUGUAGGGUCACGCGGGCUCCGCGGCUGGCUGGUCUCGCGGAGGCGGAGCGAGGAACUGGAGGAAGCAUGGAUGUUGAUGGCUCUGAACAAGAUCCCGAAAUGAAGGAAUAUUCUUCUGUCUAUGUUGGCAGAGAAGAGGACAUUAAAAAAUCUGAAAGAAUGACAGCUGUUGUGCAUGAUAGAGAAGUGGUCAUUUUCUACCACAAAGGAGAGUAUCAUGCUAUGGAUAUUCGCUGUUACCACUCAGGAGGACCUUUACAUUUGGGAGAUAUAGAGGAUUUUGAUGGACGACCAUGUAUAGUUUGCCCCUGGCAUAAAUACAAAAUUACUUUGGCAACAGGAGAAGGACUAUAUCAGUCUAUAAACCCUAGAGAUCCAUCAGCAAAACCCAAGUGGUGCUCCAAAGGAGUAAAGCAAAGGAUUCAUACAGUGACAGUGGACAAUGGGAAUAUUUAUGUGACUCUUUCUAAUGAACCUUUUAAGUGUGACUCUGAUUUUUAUGCCACUGGAAACUUCAAAGUUAUUCGGAGUUCUUUCUGAUAAAACUAUAUGGCAAUGAAAAAUGUUGUGUAUGUUUUGAAUGUAUUAGAAUAAUCAUACUUCAAUACCAAAGAGUAUUAAUUUUUCCAACAUAGGCACAUUUAUUACUUAUCUUUAAAAAUCAUAUAAAGCUGAACAGUUCAAAAUUAUACAUAUUUACUGUGAUGUAAGGAUUAUCAGGAUAUAUAAAAUACAUUUCAUCCAGUCCUCUGGAUUGACUGGAACCUGAAGGCUAUAGGUUUGGAAUGUACAUUUUAAGAAGGGUGGAAAUAUUUGCAAUAACCACAAUGAAGAAAAGGUAGAAAAUUAAAUUUAUUAAGAAAUAUGGGGGUAAUCCCUAUUUUGAUGUAGCAGACUUUAUCAUGCAAAAGUUUUAAUAUACACAAACUAAACAGAGUAGCAUAAUAAACUUUCAUCACCCACUUCAACAA